AUGCCCCUGACUCCAGCACUGACACUGUCUCUGAUAGAAGUGCUCUCCACCCUGCUCAAUGCCCCUGACUCCAGCACUGACACUGUCUCUGAUAGAAGGCUGCUCUCCACCCUGCUCAAUGCCCCUGACUCCAGCACUGACACUGUCUCUGAUAGAAGGCUACUCUCCACCCUGCUCAAUGCCUCUGACUCCAGCACUGACACUGUCUCUGAUAGAAGGUUGCUCUCCACCCUGCUCAAUGCCUCUGACUCCAGCACUGACACUGUAAAAGUGGAUUCGCUGGGGCUUGCAGGAAAAUUACAGCUGAAGGUUGACGUGGAGGCUGGGAAAGUCAUUGUCAAAAAAUCCAAAGAUGGGCCGGAGGACAAAUUCUACACGCACAAUAAAAUCUUGCAGCUGAUUAAGUCCCAGAAGGUCCCCAAUAAGCUGAUGAUUACAGUGGAAACAGAAAAGGAGAAAACACAGAAAAAGGAAUAUAUCUUUGCAGAUUCCAAGAAGCGGGAAGGGUUCUGCCAACUCUUUCAGCAGAUGAAGAACAAGCAUUCAGACAAAUCGGUGCCUGACAUGAUCACCAUCUUCAUAGGCACCUGGAAGUUGGGAAACGCCAACCCUCCUUCUCAAAUUAAUUCAUGGUUCCUGUCGAAGGGACAAGGGAAGACCCGCGAAGACACUGCCGACUACAUCCCACACGACAUCUACGUGAUUGGAACACAGGAGGACCAGCAGGGAGAGAAGGAGUGGAUUUUAAAAAACACUCUAAUGAAUAUCACCAACAUCGCCUUCAAACCAGUGAGAGACCUGCACCUCAGAGAGCUCCAAAUAGACGUGCUUGACGUCUUUUUGAUGAUGUCAUACCGGAUCAGCCAUGUGUGCCAGAGCAGUGUGAAGACGGGCAUCGCCAAUGCACUCGGUAACAAAGGGGCAGUGGGUGUGUCAUUCAUGUUCAAUGGGACCUCGUUUGCAUUUGUUAACAGUCACCUGACCUCUGGCAGUGAGAAGAAGGAAGAAGACAUCACAUUUGCUCCCACCUAUCGCUAUGAGCGACACACUCAUGAAAGAUAUGUCUAUACCAAAGCCAAGGCCACUGGGAUGAAGUACAACCUUCCUUCUUGGUGUGACCGGGUGCUGUGGAAGUCCUAUCCCAUGCUGCAUAUUUUUUCUGCUGGAUGUACCUCUGACAUCAUGACCAGCGAUCACUGCCCAGUCUUUGCUACAUUUGAGGUUGGAGUUACAUCACAGUUUGUCUCCAAAAAUGAUCCCGACAACACAGACGGUCCAGGUGGGAUCAAGUUUAUGAACUGUGUGGCAAUUCUUAAGACUAAGUCCAAGACCAAAUUCUUCACUGAGUUCCACUCUAGCUGUUUGGAGAGUAAGACUAUAUUUGUAAAGAGUACCGAGGGGAAGAACAAGGAACAUCAGGAGGGGUCACUGAAGGUGCGAUUUGGAGCGCCCUCAGAGUGCAUACAAUGCAAAGGCUGUGUGGCUCUCAGGUGUGCUGAAUUCUGCACCACUGAUUUCUCCACCCCCCUGACCCACCAUGGGGAACACACGGGGGACUUCAACGGGACCAUCCAGCUGCGCACCUCGGAGGGUAAGCAGAGAGAGAAGCUCUACGACAUCAGCAACCCCAAUUACAUGGGGGUUGGUCUGAAAGCAGGUGGUUCUCCGGAUCUGCUGCCCCCCUGUUCCUGGAACUACGACCAGCCACCCAAACAGAGCCCCCCAGGCAUAGGAGGGAACAGCGACCCACCCCCCCAAUCCCCGCUGUCUCCCAAGAAGACUGGUCAGACGCUGCUGAGCCACGGUCAAACAGGCAAACCUGGAGAGCACCUGUAA
Molecule: messenger RNA, 1836 nt
Organism: Polyodon spathula (Mississippi paddlefish)
Lineage: Eukaryota; Metazoa; Chordata; Actinopteri; Acipenseriformes; Polyodontidae
Product: phosphatidylinositol 3,4,5-trisphosphate 5-phosphatase 1-like
Biological process (GO): phosphatidylinositol dephosphorylation
Molecular function (GO): phosphatase activity
Source: RefSeq, a predicted model, not a curated record